This is a messenger RNA of Purpureocillium lilacinum, 390 nucleotides long. RefSeq lists its product as uncharacterized. Lineage: Eukaryota; Fungi; Ascomycota; Sordariomycetes; Hypocreales; Ophiocordycipitaceae. The record is from RefSeq and is a predicted model, not a curated record.
AUGCUGCGAUUCUGGAAGACCAGGACGGCUCCCAGCAAGGCUGAAGCCCAAACGACGAGGCCACUUGUGCACGUCGUCUUGUUCCAGUUCAAGGCACAGCUGACACUGGAGCAGCGCAAAGAGUGCUGCAGCCAGAUGCUCCGGCUCAAGGACAAGUGCCUCCACCCGACAUCUUCGCGGCCGUACAUUCGGUCAUCAGUAGGCGGACUCGACUCGAGCAUCGAGCAGCGACAGGACGGCAUCACGCACGCGUUCGUAGUCGAGUUUGACAGCGUCGAGGACCGCGACUACUACGUGCAGCGGGACCCGAUGCACAAGGCCUUUGUCGAGAGCAUGCUGCCCAAGCUGGAGAAGGCGCAGAUUAUCGACUUUUCACCAGGGGUCUUUUGA